UUCGGAAGUUGGUGAACGUUAGGGAGAUCGAGAUAACUGCAUCACUCUCGGCGCUAUCAUACAGACAAAUGGCAUCUGUAUGUAUAAGUGUGCAUCUGACAUAGUAAACAGGUAAAGUACUGUAAUGAAGAGAAGGGAGAAAGUAGUGCCGGUAUAUAAAGAGUUGGCCGUGACUUUGAGAGCAUCAUAGAAUCUGUUGUUCAUUCCACGGAUAAAGAUUGUAGGAUAUUGUCGGCAGUGUUUUCGUCGCGCAAAUUCGCCGAUCAUGAGAUUAAUUAUCUUUAUUACUAUGGUGGCCACAGUAUGGGGCUCUUAUGAGGAAGGAUACGGUGGUACAACUUAUCACGAAACAUCUAAACCAGUGGAGAUACCGAUCUACAAGAAGUAUGCGAUACCAAUUCCUCAUCCGGUCCCCGUUCCAGUGCCCCAACAAAUUAAAGUUCCAAUACCUCAACCCUAUCAAGUUCAAGUCGCAGUUCCACAUCCGGUUCCUGUAGAAGUUGUCAAACAUGUCGAAAUACCUAUUGAAAAGCCAGAACCGUAUGUCGUGGAAAAAAAGGUUCCAUACGUUGUCGAGAAACCAUAUCCAGUGACUGUAGAGAAACAUUUUCCAGUGCCAAUACCUAAGCCAUAUCCAGUUCAUGUGCCGGUGUAUAAGCACGUUUUCCAUCAUAAGAUCUCAGGACAUGGCUGGAAGCAUUAAUUCGCAAAUCCGGACGAUUUUCUUUAUCUUUAUGCCAAAAUUAUUGACAAGAGUGUUACACAUGCAACAAUAGAUCGUAAGCAUUAUGUUGUGAUG
Molecule: messenger RNA, 799 nt
Organism: Camponotus floridanus (Florida carpenter ant)
Lineage: Eukaryota; Metazoa; Arthropoda; Insecta; Hymenoptera; Formicidae
Product: mantle protein-like
Exons: 3
Coding region: 266-703 (145 amino acids)
Source: RefSeq, a predicted model, not a curated record